GUGAAAUAUGCAAUUUAUUAACUAGCACACAGCUAUUUUCUCUAAAGUUAAUUGCAAUCAAAUUUAACAUCAAUCUGUGACGCUGGUAUAUAUACGUAUACAUAUAUACGUAUGUGAUUGUGUUGUGUUGUGUGUGUGUAUGUGUGCGUGCACUUUGUUUCCUGCUGCAUAAUUAGUUACCUUUUUUGUUUGGAUUAUUUGCUAGCUAACACUAAUAUUGCUCAGAAAUUAAGUCGCAAAGUGCUUCCCCUCUCAUAAGAAUCAGCGCCCUCAAUGAACCAACACGUGCUCCCAAUUCAAGUACUCUAAUUUGAAGAAAGAAUGCUACCGAGCCUGGACACCCUUAUGCGUUGCUCCAAGCGUGUGCUGCAGUCGCCGAUGGAGGCGGUCAAGAUGCACAGCAACGGCCAUAGCAAGGCGCCCGGCGGCGGCAUCUAUGGCCCCUUUACGCCGGCCAACGAUCUGAGCUGUUCCGGUCGCGGCGAUUGCGUCAAUAACACAUGCGUCUGUGACAUACGCUAUGCCGGCGAUGAGUGCGACUUCUUUAAUUUGCCCUACUAUGCGGGCAUAUCCACUGUCUUCUAUGUGGUGGCCCUCGUCUCGGUCAUCCAGCUGCUCAUUUGCAUUGUGGCCGAGUAUCAGCGGCUCAAACAGCCAUCGAUUCUGCGCGCCUGCCGCAUCACCACACAAAAGCUACUCUACUUUAUGGUAUUUGUUGCAUCCUCGCUGCGCGGCGCCUACUUCACCACACCUCUGGAUCUGCAGCCUCAGUGGGCCGUCACAUUGAUGUCCGCCUACUAUCCGCUGCUCAUGACCUGCGCUUCCCUCAUCGUCUGCAUGUGGGCCGAGAUAUUUCACCUGCGCGACAUACGCUGGGAGAGGUCGCAGUUCCUGUCGAAGAGCUUCCUGGGCUUUGUCGCGUUCAACUUCUUCCUGUACAGCCUGUUCGGCAUUGAGGUGUUCAGUUCGCUGAUCAACUCGGAGCGUCGUGAUUAUGCGCACAUCUUCAAUGGCUGUUAUGCUGUGCUCCUGCUGAUUGUCGUUAUCUUCUUUCUGAUUUAUGGCGUUGAGGUGUUCUUCAAGCUGCGUGGCGGUUUUGUCUACGAUCAGACGGGCAAAAUACUUGGACCCAGCGAGGCAAUCGUGAAUGCCUCGCAGCUGCAUCAGUCGCGCUUCGGUUUGCUCAGCCAGGGCAUAAUGCUAAUUGUGAUUGUCGGUUUUCUCACCUCCGAAACGCUUGGUGACUUCUGGAAGGCCAAAGUGCCUGUCAAUUCGCGCAACUGGUAUGACAUAAUCUUUCGUAUUGCCGAAAUAGGCGUUGCCUUGUGGUUUCCGUGCUGUCUGUGGAACUGUAUGGCACCGGAACAGCUUUGGAUACUGAACCCACGCAAGCUGCUGUCGCGUCAAAUCGAUCCAUCGAUACCGACCCUCAAUGCGGACAGCAAUAAGCUAUCGCCCGAGGAGGGCCAGACGUUCUUGACCAAAAAGGAUUGCUGGAUAUGCUAUGACAGCGAUAAGCCCGAGCCGCUCAUCCAGCCCUGUCGAUGCACUGGCGACGUCAGCUCCGUGCAUCACGAGUGCCUUAAACGCUGGUUAGUCGAGAGCUGCAGCAGCAACAACGAGGCUCAGCUGGCGUGCAAGGUUUGCUCGCAUCCAUACGAAAUUGAGAAAUCCAAAAAACUCGAGUGGGACAAAGGCUUUACCAUUCAGCACUGGAUGAAGACCGUCAUAUUGAUCACGCUAAUGUGUGUGACCGGAGCCACAGCCUGGGCCAUUAUACAAAUGUACGUGGAUCCGUUGGUGCGCGUCCUGACCGUUGGCGUCGCAGUACUGAUUGGCUAUGUGUGCGUCAAGUGUCUGGGCGAGAAUACUGUGGUGGCGUAUCAGCGUGCCAAAGUCAGCUCCAUUAAUAUUGUGACCAGCUCCGAAAUGGAGAAGCUGCAUACCAUAUGCGAGGAUGUCAGUGCUAGCACCUCCGCGGCAGCAGCUGUGCAGGCCGCCUCCUAAAACAAUAAGCACUUGAAGUCUAUGCCAUAAGGAAACAUCACACCCAUACACAGUUGCAUACAAAUCCGUAAGAUAUAUAUAUGCAGACAGACGACAGACACUAUACAUACGAUUUAGUUUAGAUUAGCGCCCGUUUAGCACACAUAUUUUGCUCAAUAUCCCCCCCUAAAAUUCUUCUUCCCCGCAAACUGUGUACAUAGGUUUUAAGUCAUUUUAGUGUUUAGGAAAAACGGUUCGAAAAAAAAAACGAGUCAAUUUUGUCUCUCAAAGUAGCACGCAUUAUUCCAAGCGGUACAUGUAUUAAAACGAAAACGGAAGAAAGAGAAAAGCAAAAGCAAAAGCAAAGCCAAAUAUUAUAUAAUUUAUGUACCACACAUAUAAGCCAGUAUCAAUUAUACACAAAUUAUCGAGAACGUCUUGAGAUUAUGAUUAUGAUGAGAACACGUUGCCAAGUAGCUGGAGAAGUUUUUAAAAUUAAAUACGCGUAGGUAACAACGGCACCAGUCAAUGUCAGUCUAGCUGAGCAUGUUUGUAGUUUUUAGAGUACACGUUAAGUUCUUAAACACGGCACAGCUAAGUUUAUUUGGCGAAUAUUAAUUUAGGAACACACACACACACACACAUUUAUAUACAAAAAUACUUGUAUUCAUUAUUUUUUUUUUAAUUUGUAUUCAACGCGAAUACAGUUCGCAAUACACCUUAAGCUUAUACUUAACAAAUCUAAUUUAUAAACCAUUUA
This is a messenger RNA of Drosophila virilis, 2746 nucleotides long. RefSeq lists its product as uncharacterized. The record is from RefSeq and is a predicted model, not a curated record. Gene Ontology annotation, molecular function: zinc ion binding. Lineage: Eukaryota; Metazoa; Arthropoda; Insecta; Diptera; Drosophilidae.